ACUCGACACUCUCAGGUUAAAUCCAUUCACCUGAAUCCAGACACUGCUCCACUCCUCCCGCCGAGCUCCGCUCUUCUCCCCUUUCUCUCUCUAGGUCCGCCACUGCGCCACUACCACCACCUCCGCCGACAAACUGGAAGCUCAGCUCAGAUCAGCAAGUGACUCCGCCGCGCCAAUUUCCGGCGGAGACUUCAAUUCUUCCACCUUCAUCUUCUAGCUCGGGAAUGACUUCUUCGGAAGCUGAUUCCCGCUUAAACCAAGUCCUGAUCCCCGCGCUCGAGAAGAUCCAGAAAAAUGCUUCGUGGCGCAAGCAUUCCAAGCUUGGCUCCGAGUGCAAAUCCGUUAUCGAGCACCUCACCUCACCCAAUCGAAACCCUAGCGCCGCGUCGCCUCCUACUUCGGCGUCCGCGGAAUCCGAUGCCAAUGCGUCUUUGCUGCAGGGUGUCCUUCUAGAUCUUUCCCUGUACGAUUCUGAGAUCGUUCUCAGUCCACUCAUCAACGCACUCUCCGCGAACUACCUCAAAGUCUCCGAGCCUGCUCUUGAUGCGGUCCAGAAAUUGGUCGCCCAUGGGUACUUGCACGGCGAAGCGGACCCCAGCGGCGGGGCGGAUUCUAAGUUGCUCUCGAAAUUGAUCGAUUCAGCUUGCAAGUGCCACGAAUUGGGAGACGAGAAUGUGGAGCUGUUGGUUAUCAAGUCGCUUCUUUCGGCGGUUACGUCGGCUUCACUACGACUGCACGGUGAUUGUCUGCUGCAAGUGGUGAGGACUUGCUAUGAUAUAUAUUUGAAUAGUAAGAAUCUGGUGAAUCAGACGACCGCCAAGGCGUCGUUGGUUCAGAUGCUUGUUAUUGUGUUUAGGAGAAUGGAGGCCGAUUCGUCAACGGUGCCAUUACAGCCUAUUGUGGUGGCAGAGCUUAUGGAACCAGUAGAGAAGGCGGAUGUGGAUGGUUCCAUGGUUUUCGUUCAGGGUUUCAUUACUAAGAUAAUGCAGGAUAUAGAUGGAGUUUUCAGCCCUAGUACCCCCAGUGGUGUCGCAGGAUCAGGGGUCAUGGCCCAUGAUGGGGCAUUUGAAACAAAGACCUCAACCGUGGAGAGCACAAAUCCGGCGGAUUUGUUGGACUCAACAGAUAAGGAUAUGUUGGACGCUAAGUAUUGGGAGAUCAGCAUGUAUAAGACGGCAUUAGAGGGUAGGAAAGGAGAGUUAGCAGACGGUGAGGGAGAAAGGGAUGAUGACUUGGAGGUGCAGAUUGGAAACAAGUUGAAGAGGGAUGCUUUUUUAGUUUUCCGGGCUUUGUGUAAGCUCUCCAUGAAGACUCCACCCAAAGAUGCUGCUGCGGACCCCCAGGCAAUGAAGGGGAAGAUCGUGGCAUUGGAAUUGCUCAAAAUUUUACUGGAAAACGCCGGGGCAAUAUUUAGGACUAGUGAAAGAUUUUUAGAUGCUAUAAAGCAGUACUUGUGUUUAUCACUAUUGAAGAACAGCGCUUCAACUCAUAUGAUCGUGUUCCAGCUUUCUUGCUCCAUAUUUGUAAGCCUGGUGUCUCGUUUUAGAGCUGGAUUGAAAGCAGAAAUAGGGGUAUUUUUUCCUAUGAUUGUUCUCCGAGUGCUAGAAAAUGUUGUGCAACCCAAUUCUCAGCAAAAGAUGACAAUCCUUCGUUUUCUGGAGAAGCUUUGUGUAGAUUCACAGAUCUUGAUGGACAUAUUUCUCAAUUAUGACUGCGAUGUUAAUGCUUCCAAUAUAUUUGAGAGAAUGGUCAAUGGACUACUUAAAACUGCUCAGGGUGUUCCACCUGGUGUUUCAAGCACACUUCAGCCCCCGCAAGAUGCUAGUUUGAAGCUUGAAGCUAUGAGAUGCUUAGUUGCUAUCCUGAAAUGCAUGGGUAGCUGGAUGAACAAACAAUUGCGGAUUCCAGAUAUUCAGUCAUCAAAGAAACUAGAUGCUGUAGAUAAUGGUUCUAAUACUGGGAGUCCCCCUUACUCAAAUGGCAGUGUAGAUGAGACAACUGAAGGAUCAGAUACACAGUCUGAAGCCUCAAGUGAAGUUUCUGAUGUUUCAACCCUAGAGCAGCGCCGUGCCUAUAAACUUGAACUUCAGGAAGGCAUCUCUCUUUUUAACCGGAAACCCAAGAAAGGUAUCGAGUUCCUGAUAAAUGCAAAUAAGGUGGGAAACUCUGCAGAAGAGAUAGCAGCAUUUCUUAAAAAUGCAUAUGGUCUGGAUAAAACUCUGAUUGGUGACUAUUUGGGUGAAAGGGAAGAUAUGCCGCUAAAAGUAAUGCAUGCUUACGUGAAUUCGUUUGAAUUCCAAGGGUUGGAGUUUGAUGAGGCUAUCAGGGUCUUCCUACAGGGCUUUAGGUUGCCUGGCGAGGCACAAAAAAUUGACCGCAUCAUGGAGAAGUUUGCUGAGAAGUACUGCAAAUGUAAUCCAAAAACCUUUACAAGUGCUGAUACAGCUUAUGUGCUAGCAUACUCUGUCAUACUACUGAACACUGAUGCACACAACCCUAUGGUGAAGAACAAGAUGUCAGCUGAGGAUUUUAUAAGGAACAAUCGCGGGAUUGAUGAUGGAAAAGAUCUACCUGAGGAGUACUUGAGAUCAUUGUAUGAGCGGAUAUCUAGAAGUGAGAUCAAAAUGAAAGAAGAUAAUCUGUCCGUCCAACAGAAGCAGUCUGCGAACCCGAACAGAGUUUUAGGGCUGGAUAGCAUACUAAACAUUGUUAUUCGUAAGCGUGGGGUAGACAGUUUGGAGACCAGUGAUGACCUUAUGAGACACAUGCAGGAGCAGUUCAAAGAAAAAGCUCGCAAGUCAGAGUCAGUUUAUUAUCCUGCAAUAGAUACGGUGAUCCUCAAGUUCAUGAUUGAAGCAUGUUGGGCUCCAAUGCUGGCUGCUUUCAGUGUUCCUCUUGACCAAAGUGAUGAUGAAAUUGUGAUAGCCCUCUGCUUAGAGGGCUUUCGUAGUGCAAUCCAUGUCACUGCAGGAAUGUCCAUGAAAACUCAUAGAGAUGCUUUUUUGACAUCAUUAGCCAAGUUUACUUCACUCCACUCACCUGCUGAUAUUAAAAGGAAAAACAUUGAUGCAAUCAAGGUUAUCGUCACCAUAGCAGACGAGGAUGGUAACUAUUUACAGGAUGGCUGGGAACAUAUAUUAACAUGUGUUUCACGGUUUGAGCAUUUGCACCUAUUGGGUGAAGGAGCACCACCAGAUGCUGCUUUCUUUGCAAUCCAGCAGAAUGAAUUCGACAAAUCUAAACAAGGCAAAUCAAAUAUUCUUCCUAUUUUAAAAAAGAAGGGUGCUGGGAAGAUUCAGAAUGCAGCUUCUGCAAUGAGGAGGGGUUCUUAUGAUAGUGCUGGUAUGGGUGGUAAUGUUGCUGCUGGAAUUACAUCUGAACAGAUGAACAACUUGGUCUCUAACUUAAACAUGUUGGAACAAGUUGGUGAUGUUAACCGCAUAUUUAUACGGAGCCAAAAACUGAAUAGUGAGGCAAUAGUUGAUUUUGUAAAGGCUCUUUGCAAGGUAUCUAUGGAUGAACUGCGAUCGACAUCUGAUCCUCGGGUUUUCAGCCUCACGAAGAUUGUUGAGAUCGCGCACUACAACAUGAACCGUAUUAGGCUUGUAUGGUCAAGGAUUUGGCAAGUACUCUCUGAUUUUUUUGUGAACAUUGGCUGUUCAGAAAACCUUUCUAUUGCAAUAUUUGCAAUGGACUCUUUGCGCCAGUUAUCAAUGAAAUUCUUGGAAAGAGAAGAAUUGGCUAACUAUAACUUUCAGAAUGAGUUCAUGAAGCCUUUUGUAAUUGUGAUGCGCAAGAGUAGUGCUGUUGAAAUCCGAGAAUUGAUUAUCAGAUGUGUUUCUCAAAUGGUAUUGUCCCGAGUCAAUAAUGUCAAAUCAGGAUGGAAGAGUAUGUUCAUGGUCUUCACAACAGCUGCUUAUGAUGAUCAUAAGAACAUUGUCCUCCUCUCAUUCGAAAUCAUUGAGAAGAUUGUUCGUGAUUAUUUCCCAUAUAUCACUGAAACUGAAUCUACUACUUUUACGGACUGUGUGAAUUGUUUAAUUGCAUUCACCAAUACUAGAUUCAACAAAGAAAUUAGUCUUAAUGCCAUUGGUUUCCUUCAGUACUGUGCCGAAAAACUUGCUGAAGGAGAUCUAGGGAAGGAAGCUCAUAAUGUGGCUUCUCCAUCUUCUCCUCAAACUGGUAAAGAAAGAAAAGGUGACAACGGGGAACCUGCAAAUAGGGUGGACGAUCUCUAUUUAUGGUUUCCUUUGUUGGCAGGUUUAUCUGAACUGAGCUUUGACCCAAGGCCUGAAAUCAGGAAGAGUGCCGUACAAUUAUUAUUUGAUACUUUGCGCAACUAUGGGCAACAUUUCUCCCUAACCUUGUGGGAGAAGAUCUUUGAAUCUGUCCUGUUUAGAAUAUUUGAUGAUGCUCGGCGUGCCAUUGAUCCAUCCAGUGAUGAGUCUGCACACAUAGACAAUGGUAACAUGGAGGAACUCGGUCAAGAUUCGUGGCUUUAUGAGACAUGCACAUUGGCUCUGCAAUUAGUUGUAGAUCUUUUUGUUAAUUUCUAUGAUACAGUACAUCCCCUUCUGAAGAAGGUGCUGAUGCUAAUGGUUAGUUUUAUCAAAUGUCCUCAUCAAAGCCUUGGUGGUAUUGGUAUUGCUGCUUUUGUUCGCCUAAUGAGCAAUGCUGGGGAGAUGUUCUCUGAAGACAAGUGGUUGGAUGUGGUUUCAUCUCUCAAAGAAGCGUCAAACGGAACACGUCCUGAUUUUUCCUUUUUCCUUGAUGACAAUUGCAAAACCGAGGCCGAGGGAGAUCUGACUGAAAGCAGUCGUGAGGAAUCUGCUGGGGCAGUUACCUCCAAUGAUGAUUUGGAUAAUAACUUAAGGAGACGUCGUCUGUAUACAGCUAUAUCUGAUAUCAAAUGCCGAGCUGCAAUUCAGCUUUUAUUAAUACAGGCUAUAGUGGAGAUCUACAAUAUGUACAGAGCUCAAUUAUCAGUUAAAAACACUGUUAUCCUUUUUGAUGCUGUACAUGCUGUGGCAAUUCAUGCUCACAAGAUAAAUAGUGAUGGAGUGCUACGUCACAAGCUCCAGGAACUUGGGUCCAUGACGCAAAUGCAGGAUCCUCCUCUACUUCGCCUUGAGAAUGAAUCUUACCAGAUUUGCCUCACAUUUCUGCAGAAUCUUGCACUGGAUCGACCUCCUAGUUAUGACGAGUCAGAAGUGGAGUCUUAUCUUGUCAACCUCUGCCAGGAGGUCUUGCAAUUCUACAUUGUAGUUGCCUGCUCGGGACAUCUCCCCGACUCAUCUCUUGACAGAAAACCAUACUGGACGAUACCUCUAGGAUCUGGGAGACGAAGAGAACUGGCUGCACGAGCACCUCUUAUGGUUGCUACUCUACAGGCUAUAAGUACCUUAGGAGAUUCUUCAUUCCAGAAGAACUUGUCUUGCUUCUUUCCCUUGUUUUCGAGCCUGAUAAGUUGUGAGCAUGGUUCAAAUGAGGUCCAACUGGCCCUGAGUGAUAUUCUGAACUCAUCAGUGGGUCCUGUUCUCCUAGGUUCGUGUUGAUCUCUGACCCACACCCUUUUUCAGAUGUAUGAUAUUUCUGAGGUUUUUCAAUUCUUUUGUUACACAAAUGAUUCGCAAGUACAGGCUUUUAGAGUGUGCUUAUGUUGUUUGUAUCGGUUGAUUUGGGCUAUUCUUGUAUAAUGAUGAGUAAGUAUAUAGGAGCUGGAGGCCUUAGAUAUGGUGCUCCAUUUUUAGAACAAUGUUUUUGGUGAAGAAAACGGAAAUAUCAUUGUGUUAGUUA
This is a messenger RNA of Salvia hispanica, 5796 nucleotides long. Lineage: Eukaryota; Viridiplantae; Streptophyta; Magnoliopsida; Lamiales; Lamiaceae. The record is from RefSeq and is a predicted model, not a curated record.